Oncorhynchus mykiss (rainbow trout) is the source of this 2238-nucleotide messenger RNA. RefSeq names its product TMEM219 domain-containing protein. The record is from RefSeq and is a predicted model, not a curated record. NCBI's taxonomy places the organism in Eukaryota, Metazoa, Chordata, Actinopteri, Salmoniformes, Salmonidae.
CAUUGUUUGUGCUGCUGGCAGAAUACUAGUUUGUCUUUCAAAACAAUAUGGUCCCAAUUCUCAGACAUAGGUUAGAAAUGUAACGAACUAACUUGCUUUGUUUGUACUAGCUAGUUUUCUCAUGUGAACUGUAUACUUUAGAUGUAGCUAGCUUAGGAAAAUAAUGAUUCAGUUUGUAUUAAACAAAAGCGGCUUGCUAGCUGAUUAACUUUCUACCGAUCCGGUUGAACUAUAGUAACGUUAACGAGUUGGUUGUAGAUUGUACGGAACUGUAUGGCUAGCUAGGCUUUUGCUAUUAAGAAAAGCAACGACAGCUACAAAAGUUGUACUUUGACUGGUAAAUUCCGUUGUCUUGACAUGGCAAGCAACGCGAGGUAGCAUUGCAGAGAACGGCUCGACGUUGGACUAAACCUAAGUCACCCCUGUGGACCUGUCUGUGUGAUGAUCCCACAAGCCAGGUGUGUGAUGGGUUCCUGGCAGCCAGUUGCUAAUCUAAGGGACUAUGUUUCCCAGCAUCCUCCUGGGGUCACCUUCUUCCUCUGUGUGCUGACCCUUGCCCUCACCUUCCUAAGCCUCGGGUCAUACACGCACACACACCGCCUGCCAAAUCCAGAUACGCAGGAUUGGAACCACUUCCUGUUGUCGUUGGCCAACCUCCAGUUGUGUGCGAGAGCCAAUGGUACAGCAAUGGAGAUGGUUUCCUCUCCUCCAUUUGCGAAAGAGGAGGUAUGUGGAACAGUAUUGCUGAACUCCACCCAGAGCCCACCAUCCAUCACACAGUUGUCCCUUUGGGUGCCACUGGCCGUGAUGGACAGCUCAAACAUCCAAUCCCUGAGCGACCUUUGCCUCCAUGGAACAUUAUUGGCCAGUCAGCUGGGACUCACAGGUAACGAGGCUGUAAACGUGACACUGAUGUUCUCCUCUCCAUCUGUGGGUGGCAACUCGCACGCCUGCCUUAGCGUUAGCGCACCUACACACAUCCUACCUCCAGUCCUGCUGCCACCUGUGUGCCCUGCCAAUGAAGGGACAUCCUCUCCUGUCAGAGCGAUUGCAAUGGAGAUAAGCAGCCAGAAGCCCUCAGCGUCACAGUCUUGCUACAGUCUACAGUACACACCUGAUCCUACACUCACCGCCAUGCUAACGCAGAAGGAGCUGGGUCUGGCGAGUAGGCAUCUGAUCCAGGUGAGUGUGUGUCUGCUGGGGGUGUGUGUGCUGCUAUGCUUCUCCGCCAGUCUCACACACUCACACGUACGGCGUUACCACAGCAACGGCCUGGAACUGCAAAGGGAGCCACUGAUUGACUCCUGAACCAGUCUCCACCACAGCAUGCAGCUAGAGAAGGAAGAAAGGUGGAGGAUGAUUCGAAUAAAGGACUCUUUCUGAGAGUCUGCUGCUUCUGCUGUUGGGGUCAGAGUUUGAUGGAGCAUCUCAUUUCAAACUGCGUAGCUGCUGUUGUUGAUCUCAACCCAUGCUCUGUCCACAAACAUUGCCCUCUGGUAGACUUAUGAUGUUCUACUCUGUCAUGUUAUGACUGCAGGGUGAAUGGGCACGUUAUUAAAUAUUUACAUUUUAUUUAAACACGUUGCCACAUCCUAAAGGGGUUUUAAUCUGCUCGGGCCUCUUGGCACUUCCAUCCAUCUGAGCCGCCUGCAGCUGUUCAUCCCAGUCCAGCUCCUCUCUCUGGAGCGUCCUCCCCACCACUGCCCGUCUUCUGCAGCAGGCUGAAAAACCAUCUAUUCAUCCAGCACCUUGAUUCCAGUACUGUCUUCCCCCUCUUAUCACUUCUACAAAGUUCACUUGUGGUGCAAACUUGUGUUGAAUCUUGCACAGUUUAUUAGUUUAAUGAAUUACAGCACCUUUUGUACAUAGUCCCCCCAUUUUAGGGGACCAGAAGUAUUGGGACAAAUUCACUUAUGUACUAAAGUAGUCAAGUUUAGUAUUUGGUCCCAAAUUCCUAGCAUGCAAUGAUUACAUCAAGCUUGUUAUUUUAUGUCCAAUAGAAAACAAUGGUAAAUCAUGUAUUGUCAUUUGAGUCACUUAUUGUAAAUAAGAAUAGAAUAUGUUUCUAAACACUUCUACAUUAAUGUGGAUGCUACCAUGAUUACAGAUAGUCUUGAAUGAAUCGUGAAUAUCAUACCCCCCCACAAAAAAUGCUAACCUCUCACCAUUACAAUAACAAUAAACCUGUUGGAUGCAUUUGUGGUUUUUGUUGCAUUUCAGAUUAUUUUGCACACAAAA